GUGUCUGGACUAGCGUUACUAUUCAUUGGAUUAUGGAUAUUAUUAGAUCCAAAGCAGAAUUACAUUCUGUAUUUAUUGAAUUCUGUUGACGAGCAUCCAUUGUUGGUGAGUUUUUAUACAAGUUUCCUGUCCAAAGCAACCAAACUCAACAAUGCACCCCAAUCCCCUCAAUACAUACCUCACCGCUCGUCAGCUGUCCAAAGCGAGAGCGUGCAGUCGCGGCAGUGUGAUAAGUUGUUUGUGUGA
Messenger RNA from Haemonchus placei, 246 nucleotides. The record is from the annotation of a GenBank genome assembly. Lineage: Eukaryota; Metazoa; Nematoda; Chromadorea; Rhabditida; Trichostrongylidae.